CCCGCCCCUCUGCAGCCUGUCCUCGCGCCGCUAGGAGACGGGGCAUGCGAGGGCCCAUAAGCUUUCUCUUUCGCCGCGCUUUCGGUGCCAUGGGGGAGGCCGCUUCGUCUGCGAAGCUCAAAAGGCUGCCAAGCCAAGCCGAAGCCCUUCCCGGGAGGAGCCGGAGCCUCUUCCCAAUCCUAGACAAACAUCAUGUGAAUGGAAACACUUUGGUUGAGCCUUUUCCUGAGGGAUUGCAUAUGGCAAUGUUUGGGAUGGGCUGCUUCUGGGGAGCUGAGAGGAAAUUUUGGACACAAAAAGGAGUCUACUCAACUCAAGUUGGUUAUGUGGGUGGAAUCACCCCAAAUCCCACCUAUGAAGAGGUUUGUACAGGGAGGACCGGCCAUACUGAAGUUGUCCGCGUGGUAUUCCAGCCAGAAACCAUCAGCUUUGAGAAACUGCUCAAGGUCUUCUGGGAGAAUCAUGACCCAACACAAGGGAUGCGGCAAGGGAAUGAUGUUGGUACACAGUAUCGCUCCGCCAUCUAUACAUAUUCCCCGCAACAGAUGGAAGCUGCCUUGAGGUCUCGAGAUGAGUACCAAAAGGUGUUGACGGAGAAUGGCUUUGGUCCCAUCACUACUGAGAUCCGCGAGGCUCCAGAGUUCUAUUACGCAGAAGACUAUCACCAGCAAUACCUGAGCAAGAACCCCAAGGGCUAUUGCAGCCUGAGAGGCACCGGCGUCUGCUGCCCUAAUGAUGUGGUCCACUCUUAAUACAAGACGUGAAAGGCAAAGGAAUGCUCUUUUGAUUUGUUCCACAGUUUGAUUUUCAUGGUAAUUGUACCUUCCGCGUAAAUGCCCACCCUGAAAUCAGUGGUACCGCUUUGCUGAAAAAUGAGUUGAUAUGGAGCUGAUUCCUCCCAUAGCGGAGGGGCAAACUACUCCAGGUUUUAGAUCAGAAUUUAGGGGAGCUUUCCAAGGUGCUAGCCUGGCUUGAGAGACCAAGUUCAGCAGCUUUUGUGCUUCCUUCGAGAUUUGAGUUAAAGCCUGGGACACUGCCCCAUUGACAUGCAAGCCAAUUUUGAACUCCCUUUGCACUGUAGCCAUUCAGCAAGGGAAAUCACAUUUUUGAAUGACUUCCCUUUGUCCCUUCAUGCCACUCUACCCCUUUGCGGAAUUCAUCUGCUACAAACAGGUGCAGGAUUCCCUCCAACAUUUCACAAUAUUCAAAUGGCCCCUAGAAAAUCAAGAUGGAAUUUGGUCACGUUAGGAAAAAAAAGUUUGGUUUGAUCCUCUUUUGUUUAUAGUGACGGGACAUUCAAAUGUGCGUCCUCUCCACGUCUUUACAGUGGUACUUUCUGAAUGCGAUUAUCCGCUUUAUGCUGCAUUGCAUAUUAUUUUUAUUUAUUAAUUAUUACUAGAAAUAAUCCCAAUCUAUCCAUAGGCACAAUUAAUUUGGAAGAUUUAUCCAAGCUGCAGAUAUAAACAGGGAACCAAGUUUAUGAGAUGAAGGUGAGAUAACCCAAGAAAUGAGAGCAAAGAAAUCAUUGGAUUCUCUCCCUUCUCCCUGUUUUACUCAGACGAAAACGAGACGAUUAUAAUCCAAGAGAUCUCCAUUAUUUCUGAACCACACGCAUAGGGCUCAUGUGGAAGGAUGAAAGAACUGGAGGUUCUGUUGACCCAAAUGCUGGUUAGAAUUGAUAAGGAAGCUGCGCUCAAAUGUAAUACAAUAAAGGGCUAUACAUUGCAAAUGAACAAAA
Molecule: messenger RNA, 1738 nt
Organism: Anolis carolinensis (green anole)
Lineage: Eukaryota; Metazoa; Chordata; Lepidosauria; Squamata; Anolidae
Gene: msra
Product: methionine sulfoxide reductase A
Exons: 6
Coding region: 45-752 (235 amino acids)
Biological process (GO): cellular response to oxidative stress
Cellular component (GO): cytoplasm
Molecular function (GO): peptide-methionine (S)-S-oxide reductase activity
Source: RefSeq, a predicted model, not a curated record